GAUGUGAGCGACUCGGUGAAGAUCAGAGGCCCGCGGUACAUCUGGACGGAUCUUCCACGGGAACUAGCAGAACUUGCUGGACUUGGCGAGCUUAUCGAAGAUCCCGACAAAGCAGCGGUGUCAGGCCUGGAGGAGGUGUCGUGCAGCCCGGAGCAUGGUCCCGAGUACAAAUUCGCUCUGCCAGAUGGAGUGCCCAGCCGUCUACGAUACAGCGUCGAGGACGGGAAGCCGUGGGCGCAGAUCCGAGUUCCGAACCGCGACGUUCAGGAUCAUCCGGGCCUGUCCGUUCGAGAGG
Molecule: messenger RNA, 295 nt
Organism: Symbiodinium pilosum
Lineage: Eukaryota; Dinophyceae; Suessiales; Symbiodiniaceae
Source: the annotation of a GenBank genome assembly